AUGGACGACAGCACCAUCUACAACGACUCCCGGCACAAUAUCUUGAGCUUUACUGACCACUCAUCGGAAGGGGUGUCGCCUUUGGAACAAGAUGUCUUGGACGAAUACGAGAGGUUAUCGAGGAACAUGAAGGAGCUCUCGUCUACGCUGGCCGACCUCUCCGGCGGACCCAUCACGCUCGAAAUCGCCGAGGGCCUUCGAUUGUUGGAGCGCAAGGUCGCCAGCGUCUACACGCUGAUGAAGGCGAGUGUGUACAGCAUUGUGCUGCAACAGGGGCAGGUCGAGGGAGGAGACGAUGCUGCCGGCGCCGCAGGCAGACCGGAUGAUGAUGGGGGAGAGGCGGCCGAAUAA
Molecule: messenger RNA, 351 nt
Organism: Fonsecaea pedrosoi CBS 271.37
Lineage: Eukaryota; Fungi; Ascomycota; Eurotiomycetes; Chaetothyriales; Herpotrichiellaceae
Exons: 2
Coding region: 1-351 (116 amino acids)
Biological process (GO): attachment of spindle microtubules to kinetochore
Cellular component (GO): DASH complex; mitotic spindle
Source: RefSeq, a predicted model, not a curated record